UGAAUAAUCCAUUGUGUGACUAUACCGCAUUGUAUUUAUUCAUCAGUUUGUGAAUAUUUGGUCAUUUCUGCUCUUUAACUAUUAUGAAUAGGUAACAUUUCUAUGAACAUUUGUGUGUAAGUUUCCUGUUAUCAUAUGUUUUUUAUUUCCCUUGGGUAGAUACCUAGGAGUAAAAUUUCUGGGUAAUAUGAUUUCACAUUUUGAGGAAUUAUCAUACCAUUUUCCAGUGUGUCUGCACCAUUUUAUAUUCCCACUGGCAACGUAUGAGGUUCCAGUUUCUCAACAUCUUUGCCAACACUUGUGUAUUGUCUGUCUUUUUUUAUUAUAGGCAUCCUACUGGAUAUGAAGUGGUAUCUUCUUGCGGUUUUGAUUUCCAUUUCCUCUGUGCCUAAUGAUGUUGAGAAUCUUUUCCUGUGCUUGUUGGUUAUUUGUAUAUACAUUUUCUUUGGAAUACUGUCUGUUCACAUUCUUUGCCUACUUAGGCUGUCUUUUUAUUAUUACUGAGUUGUAAGAGUACUGUGUAUUCUUGACACAAGUCCCUUAUUAGAUAUAUAUGAUCUGCAAGUAUUUUCUCCUAGUUUUUUAGUUUCUUGAUGGUAAGUUUGGCUUAUUCUUUUAAAAGGAUCUUAUUUCCAGAAGGAGAGUAUAGAAAAUCAAUGUGGCAAUAUCUGUAACCUUCUUGUAAAGAAAAUAUUAUUGUUCUUUCAUGAAUUUCUUUCUGUUUGGUAAAACAUACUGUUUUGGUAAAAGGUGUUUUUCUUCAGAUAAUAUGUUAAAUUGAAAACAAAUUGGCAAGCCAUCUCUUGAAUACAGCUUAAAAUGUUAGAUGUGUUUUAAUAUUUCCCUCUGCCUUUAAAAAUUAUGCACAUAAACAUAUCUUGAUCAUAUCAUCUAAAAUUAAGUGAUAUUCUGAUAUGAGCUAUGUUAGUAAAUGCUAAAAGAUAAAAAAUUGUGCAACUCAGUAAAAGUAUAAUUUUCAAAAAUAACUAUAAAGAAUCUGGGCCCUAUCAACUUGAGAAAACUUGAACUGAGUUCCAUUGCUUUUAAAAAUGCAAUUAUACUCAGGUAUGGUUUAUGAAAUGUGUUCUUUAAGGUGAGAAUGGCAAAGAGUUUGUCACCUUUCCAGGACCACCAGAUCCAGGCCUGCAGAUCUAAGACAGGACUGGAGAUCUGGCCUCCAAAGCCAGUUUUGCAGCUCUCUUGUCAGAUAGCAUGGCCUUGGGCAAGUCACUGAACUCUCUGGAAACUCCAGUUUGUCAGUGUGAAUAGCAGGAGUUCCUCUUUGCACAGAGAUGCUGUGAAGAUAAAUGAAGGCUGUGUAAAAGCUCUUAGGAGAGGUGCAGUGCCCUGCCAGUCCAGAGGCUGGUGUUUUUGUAAAGCUCUGAAAGGAAAUUUCUGACAAUCUCUGGGAGAGAAACUAAAUGAGAACCUCUGCCUUGUCCAGUUCUCUGUGUGACUACACUACUAGCUCUUGACUUUUCUGAGCAGGGCAUGCACCCUAGAACUAUUCUGGCUGUUAUCUCAGGGAUCCUAAAGAGUGAAUGAAUUGUCCAAGUCCUUCACAAGCAACAUCUAGGCAACAGUUUAAAUCAUAAUCUGAGAAAUUUUCAAUCAGUAAGCAGGUAUUUGCAUUAAAAGCAAAACAGAUGACAUCCUCAUCAAAGCACAAGGAUAAUUGCAAGUUGAAAUGACAUUUGACUAAAACAAGAGGGCCUGUAAGAAAGCAGCUUGGAAUUGUAGUCUUGGAAGAAAGCAGCUAAUUGCUUGCUCCUCUUGUCACUUGGCUUCUUUUAAGUGACUUAAGCAAGUCAAUCGCAGGCCACUCUGCUGAGCAUCUUCUCCCAGGAGUACCAGAAACACAUUAAGAGAACACAUGCCAAACAUCAUACUUCAGAAGCGAUUGAAAGUUAUUACCAGAGGUAUCUGAAUGGAGUGGGGGAAAAUGGAGCUGCCCCAGUGCUCCUGGAGCUAGCCAAUGAGGUGGAGUAUGCACCCUCAUUAAUGGCUCGGAUCAUACUGGAAAGGUUUCUACAAGAGCAUGAGGAAGCUCCACCCUCCAAGUCUGUUAUAAAUAGUAUGCUACGGGACCCUUCUCAGAUUCCAGAUGGAGUUCUAGCAAAUCAGGUCUAUCAGUGCAUCGUGAACGACUGCUGUUAUGGACCACUGGUGGACUGCAUCAAACAUGCCAUUGGUCAUGAGCAUGAAGUCCUGCUGAGGGACCUGCUUCUGGAGAAAAACCUAUCCUUCCUAGAUGAAGAUCAGCUUCGUGCAAGGGGUUAUGACAAAACACCAGACUUUAUUUUACAAGUACCAGUUGCUGUAGAAGGGCACAUAAUUCACUGGAUUGAAAGCAAAGCCUCAUUUGGUGAUGAAUGUAGCCACCAUGCCUACCUGCAUGACCAGUUCUGGAGCUACUGGAAUAGGUUUGGGCCAGGCUUAGUCAUCUACUGGUACGGGUUUAUCCAGGAGCUGGACUGUAACCGGGAGAGGGGCAUCCUGCUGCAUGCCUGCUUCCCCACUGACAUCGUCACCUUGUGCCACAGUGUUGCGUGACCCUGAUGGUCCUGGAAGAGAGGCUGGGAGGAAAAGGUGAAUCCGGAAGCAAUUUUACUUUCCUGCAGCGUAAACUCCUGGCAGCAUCUGCCCUGAACUUCAGCUGAACUCUUGCUGCCCGUGGUCACACCACUACCUCUUUAGACAAACAUAUCAAGAGUUUCUGUUUUCCUUCAUCCCUUGCUCAUGGGAACAGCCAAGAACUACAGACACAACCCACUCAUUAUCAGCAUUUCUGUCUCCGUCAAACAGUUAGUUUAUAGAUAGUCAUAAUCUUUCUUCCUUCCGGAUGGUUUCUCCUUAUAUACUGAACAAAAGAAAAAAUGUGGAGACUGAAAGGUGUGAUUUUUCAAUUCUCCGCCCAGUUACCAAAUCGCCCUCAUAUUUUUUUUUUUUUUGGCUAAGCCUGCAUUCAUUAUGUCUCCCUCCCCAUUUCUCUUCAUGUAGAGUUACAGAUACCCAGGGUUGCAUUACCGUCAUGGAAUAACCUCUCACGGUCCUAGCAAAGCCAAAGUCGUGAAGGCUACAACUAGAUUUUCUCGCCCACCUGCAAGGGCUGAUCUUGCUGGGAGCCUGAGUUUGUUUUGCCCAGUCUUUAUGGUUUCCUGACUUCUAUGGCAGUAAGCCAAGCUGAAAAAAAUAUAUUUGAUGAGAAUUUCUUCUUUUUAUAUUACUUGUUUGAACACCAAACAUUUUCCACUUAUCUCAUUUAAAAGCAUUAGUUAUGUUGUGUCUGGAAACCACGCUUCUCUUUUGGAUUGGGGGCUGAGGGCAGACAACUGAAGCUCGGGGCCAGCCUUGACAAGAGUUUAUUUUUAAACACGACUAAUUGUCUGUAGGUAUGGAUGGUAGUUGGUAUUUUUAUGAGUAAAAUUUUUCAAAAGUGCAUUCUUUACCCUGCUUUAUAUCUCCAUUUAUACCACAUAAUUAUAUAACACUCAAAUAAUUUAGGCAUUAGGGACGUUUGGCUUUGAAUGAAUUAAGUGUACCGAAAAUAAACCUAGAGCAGUUUUCAGGUUAGCAAAAUAAAAGAAGUUUUGUAUUUGUUCACUUUCAUUUAUUCACUUUUUAUACUGCAAACCAAAUUUCAAUCUGAAGGAAAACAUCAUUAUAAAUUCAUUAUAAACCUAUCUUUUAGGAAGGUAAAAAAUUAAUCCAUACCCAAAAAUGUAUUUAGUAAAAUUUUCCCCCAUGUUGACAAAAAAUAAUAUUCUUUAUAAUGUUGAGUGAGUUUGGAAAUAUUAGUAAAAAUGUAACUUUUACAAACACCC
Cervus elaphus (red deer) is the source of this 3824-nucleotide messenger RNA. RefSeq names its product CDAN1 interacting nuclease 1 (gene CDIN1). Gene Ontology annotation, biological process: erythrocyte differentiation. Gene Ontology annotation, cellular component: cytoplasm; nucleus. The record is from RefSeq and is a predicted model, not a curated record. The transcript has 11 exons. The coding region runs from base 2002 to 2553 and encodes 183 amino acids. NCBI's taxonomy places the organism in Eukaryota, Metazoa, Chordata, Mammalia, Artiodactyla, Cervidae.